GUCCUGAUAAGAAUCCAAGAUGCCAGAGCUUAUAGAGCAGAUGUACUGCUCUCAGCAGAUUGUUAUACCUCCAAAGUUUCCUUAUAUACUCAAGAGGUAUUGCAAAGCGGCAAUAAAAACUCAACCCUAUGACCUACUUCGAUGGUCGUUCGAGUACUUCAAGGCUCUCUCCCUACGGCGUCCGCCGCCGGUUAAGCUGCGACUCGAGUACCCUGUAUACAGCACUGAAGGUGGACUCACCAGGGGUUGUUUGAAAGUAUUGUGCAAUCAGUUGUCAAGUUUGAUCGAGGUGCCUAUACAUGCGGUCAAGACAGCGUGGCAAGGGUUUUGCCUUGAUCCAGCUGAAUUAAGACGCAUUCUGUGCAUAUGUCAAGUUUAUCAGAGAGAAGAAUACAUUCCUUUCUUGCAUUUCAUCGCUGUUGCUGGUGGGCUUCUCACUAAGUUGUCAAGUUUGAUCGAGGUGCCUAUACAUGCAGUCAAGACAGCGUGGCAGGGGUUUUGCCUUGAUCCAGCGGAAUUAAGACGCAUUCUGUGCAUAUGUCAAGUUUAUCAGAGAGAAGAAUACAUUCCUUUCUUGCAUUUCAUCGCUGUUGCUGGUGGGCUUCUCACUAAGAGCCUAACUCACACAAUGAUACUGCUAUGCGAAUCUUUGACCAGAGAACCGGACGGCGGAUCAGCCGCCAUUCCGGUGAUGGACUUUCUAACCAUGUACCGGUUUCUGGCCAGGAUAGACGCUUCCAAAGACGUUAAGUACAUCGACGGGUAUAUGGAAGGUUUUGAACCUGACGUUACGGAAGAACUGGUUGAUGAAAUAGAGUCUGUGCAAGAGCCUCAGGGCCAAAUAUCAAUCGACGAUUUCUGGGAAGAAGAUAAAGCAGGACUUCAUAAAAUAUACCUAGUCGACGAUAAUGUGCCGACAGCACCAAAAAUCAGUGAUAAACUACAGAAACCUAUUAUUGGUGCUGUGUCUCGAUCACCUUCCGUAGAAAGAGCGGCUGAUAUUGAGAGAGAAAAUUACUUAAAGGAUAGAAAAGGAAAGCCCCCCAUUGACCAAGAAGCUGAAGUUAAGAAAGUAGUGACCGACGAAGACAAGGAGAGUGAUGGUACAUUACGAAUAAUGGUAUACGAUGAAGAUGGCCAAGUUAUACCUUAUGAGUUAUACGGUGAGCCAAAAAUUAAAGAAGCGGUGACGACAUCAGAUGAAAAUGCAGAGGCUGAAGACGAAGAAAAUAAACCUCUGUCGGUUUCUCAAUCGCAGAUGAUCGAGGAGUUUGUUGCUUCUUCCUACGCAGAAAGGAAUAAUCGUCGCAACGAUUUGCAAACUACCUUUAAUGAAAUAAAAACGCUGGUGGAGAAGUUCAGGAAUGCUCAAUAUGAUUUGGGUAUGGUGGCCGGCCGCCAAAUGUCCACGACGAGCGGUGAAUUCAUCGUUCAAUCCAUCGAGAAAGAAAUCAUGGACUACAUCGACAAGCAGAUCGGCAUUCUACCAGAUCCUGACUUGAAGAAGAAAAAGGCGAAACCAGAAGAAGUAGCAAUGAUCAAAGAGCUAUUGGAGGACUUUAUCGACGAGAACAUGGACAUAAUCGCGCGCGAAGUAGAGGAAGUGGAGGAGGAGGAGGAGCCUAUACCAGAGAUUGUAGUAGUCUACGCAGUUCCGGGCAUUGGCCCACCGGUGGACGAAGACAUAAUCCGGGAGUUCGAAGAAUACGCAAUGGAGAUUUGCAAGGUGCAAGCCGAGGUCUUUAUGCCGAGGAACAUAAGGCACUUUUUGUGCCCGCCUUUGGAGAAGUACGUAGUUCCUAUCCAUUUCUCAGGUUCUGGGGAUUGUGGGACAGACACUAUUUUUUCAGGUCUAAAUUGCGUAUUUUUUUCAAAUAAACCAACGCUUCGGGCUCUUUACAAGUCCCAUGGUUACAGCUGAGAUGGUAAAGUCAUUAAUCAGUUAUGUCUAAUAUUAAUG
Hyposmocoma kahamanoa is the source of this 1960-nucleotide messenger RNA. RefSeq lists its product as uncharacterized. The transcript has 14 exons. The record is from RefSeq and is a predicted model, not a curated record. NCBI's taxonomy places the organism in Eukaryota, Metazoa, Arthropoda, Insecta, Lepidoptera, Cosmopterigidae. The coding region runs from base 20 to 1921 and encodes 633 amino acids.